Spirodela intermedia is the source of this 2553-nucleotide messenger RNA. The record is from the annotation of a GenBank genome assembly. NCBI's taxonomy places the organism in Eukaryota, Viridiplantae, Streptophyta, Magnoliopsida, Alismatales, Araceae.
AUGCCUCCACUGAAGAACCUCGAGCAGGAGUUCCCGAUCAUUGAUGCCGAAUUCCGCCAGUUCUGCUCUUCCCACGGCAUCUUCUCAGGUUGGAUCCUGUACGAACCCCGCGGCUGCACCAUUUUCUGGCGUCCAUGCUCUCUUCUUCUUCCGUUCGUUUCCGACGGUUUCCAUCCACUCACUCGCGUUUUCUUUCUUCUUCCUUCCUUCCGUCGCUCAGUGGAGGAUUUCCUCGUGAAUGAUCUCUAUUCGCUUGCGGCAUUCGCCGAGGGCGAGGCGAUCUCCGAUAAGUUGAAGCAGGUUAUUCGCUCUGAUGCUAGCCCUCUUUCCCCACUUUUGCUCCGUGGAUCGUUCGCAAACAGUUUCUCAACUCUGAACAGCCGGGGAAACUGGUGUGGAACAGGGUAUUGCCCAGGUGCUGUCUAUAAUAGAUCGCCAACACCAGCCUUGGUUAAAUGGCCUGGAAUUGCUGGAGGAUGCGCAGAUGAAGAAGAGAUUCCUUCCCACAGGGUGCCAAUGGUGUGCUGCCCUGGAUCAAAACUAUUCUCCGAGCUUUAGUAACCUCAAUACGAUGCUUCAGUCAUGAUCUUGUCUCCUCUUUGCUCUCAUUUGCUUUUUACAGGGUCGACUCGCUUCUUCAGGGUGGACUGCGGGAGGGUCACCUGGUAGAGUUAGCUGGGCCCUCUUCAUCCGGGAAAACACAAGUAUGACUACUCCUAUGCCAGUCGUAGAUGUUUUUUCCAUAACUAGGAGGAAUGGAAAACCGCCGAUAUUGGUAUACUCUCCUACUCUAUAUGAUGUAUGUUAGAAACUCCCAUAAACAUGCUCGAUGCAAACUGCGACAAAGCUCGCUGCUUUCCUAUCCAUGGUCGUUAUUAAUGGAGUCCAUUGAAGCAUAUGCUUGCUCGUAAACUGCGUUGUGUAUGCAUGAACGAGAGUGAUGACUUAGUCUUUGAGCUUACUUCAUUGAUCUGCAGCUUUGCCUACGUGCUGCUGCACACAUCGCUGACAGGAAGCUGGGAACCAUUAUGUUCUUGGAUACGGGGAAUUCCUUUUCACCAGAGCGGGUUUCAUCCUUUCUAGAUCCUUCCACAACCUCCAGUUCAUUGCCUAAAGAGGUAUCGUCUCGUUCUGGUGAAUAUUUUGGUAACUUGUUUGGUUUCCUUCUCUUUGCAGGCAUCUGCUUUGUAUUGCUGUUUGCCAGCUCCGGUUACCCGAAAUAGCUUCACUCAGUUUUUUUUUUUUUUUUUUUUUUUUCUGUGCCUCUUGAAUUCGGCUUUUACAGAAAUUUCUUUGGAUGGUUCAGGCCCAAGAAAGAAGAUGCCGUAGAGUAAUGAGUAGCAUAUUAUGCCGGUCAGUCUUUGAUAUAUUUGAACUACAGGAUGUGCUAAAUCGGUUAAGUAUCACGCUGGGACGUAAGGUUCUCUUCGCAACCACUGGCUUUGGGCGCUUUUUUUUUUGGGCAAACUCAGCUUGGGGAAUGCGGCUUAAACUAGUUUCUGUGAUCGUGAUUCAGGGAAAGGAUGAAGCCACCAGGUUGCGUUUACUUGUUAUUGAUUCCAUCUCAUCACUUAUAACACCGAUUCUUGGAGGCAGAGAUUCACAUGGUACAUAAGCCCUUGGAUGUCUCUUUGGCGAAUCGUUUUCAUCGAGUUUGUGUUGAAAAGUUUUGUCGUCGGCACCUGUUCUUGAAGUCGAAUAUGAAAAUGCUGUAGUUCAAGCAAUCAAUUUACUGAAUGCCAGCAGAAAUCCAACAAACAGCACAGAAAAUAUCAGUGAUUCUUUAGGAAGGGGUUUCUCUACCCUUUCAUUCAAAUUUAUUGUUGCAUUUUACAUUUUUCUAGCGGUGGAAAUCAAUUAUCAGUGAACAAUGUUUAUUUAUUUAUUAUUUAUUAAAAAAAAUCUGAAGCAUGGCAUGAAUAUUGCCCACUAUUUUCGCUCAAAUUUUAUGGUCUUUGGCAUCUCACAUGGAUGAAUUAAUUUCGUCAUUCAUGUCUGAUGCUGAAUCGCAGGCCGAUCAUUGAUGGUCUCUGCUGGAUAUGCCCUAAAGAGACUGGCUGAUGAGAGUAAUCUCUGUGUGCUGGUAAGCAAGAUCGAUCAUACCCAUAUAUAUUGUGGAUUUAAGGGGUUCGUUUAAUUAUUUGCCUUGUCUUCAUUUAAAUCUUUUGUCUUUGAGAGGGCGACUGGAACUGAUUGUGUUCUUCGUGUGACAUCAAACAAGGUUACGAAUCACAUGGUGGGCGGGGAGGGAGGCCUCCCCAAGCCCGCCUUGGGAGAAAGCUGGAAGAGCAUCCCUCAUGUCAGGCUACUGCUAUCACGCGAACAUGGGAGCCACAUAUCCACAGUAUCUGUCCUCAGGCACACUUCCAUGGUACCCGUUUCCUUCUGUAUCUAUGCCUGAAUGGCCAUUUCAGGCAGAGCAAGCACGCUUCUCUGGUUUUCAUCUUCUUCUUCGUCGCUGCUCUCACGUAUCUCGCUUUCUCUCAGGCCCCCGGCGGAGCGGCGAAGUUCGCCAUCGACGGCGGUCAGCCGAUCGCCGUCUCUCCCGAUUAA